Molecule: messenger RNA, 1581 nt
Organism: Procambarus clarkii (red swamp crayfish)
Lineage: Eukaryota; Metazoa; Arthropoda; Malacostraca; Decapoda; Cambaridae
Source: RefSeq, a predicted model, not a curated record
AUGACCGAGUCUCCCAAGGUGAUCGGCGCAGGACGUCCGAGCACCGGACGACGACAACAAACAGACCUAGAGAAGAGGGAGUUAUUCACCACCCGCGUGACGGAGCGUGUACGCAUCAACGAACAGUCCAGACGGAGACCAACCACUACCAACGCACCAGUCCAGACGAAGGCCAGCCGCCACCAACGCACCAGUCCAGGUGGAGACCAACCGCCACCAACGCACCAGUCCAGACGAAGGCCAGCCGCCACCAACGCACCAGUCCAGGCGGAGACCAACCGCCACCAACGCACCAGUCCAGACGAAGGCCAGCCGCCACCAACGCACCAGUCCAUACGAAGGCCAGCCGCCACCAACGCACCAGUCCAGGCGGAGACCAACCGCCACCAACGCACCAGUCCAGGCGGAGACCAACCGCCACCAACGCACCAGUCCAGGCGGAGACCAACCGCCACCAACGCACCAGUCCAGACGGAGACCAACCGCCACCAACGCACCAGUCCAGGCGGAGACCAACCGCCACCAACGCACCAGUCCACGAAGGCCAGCCGCCACCAACGCACCAGUCCAGGCGGAGACCAACCGCCACCAACGCACCAGUCCAGACGGAGACCAACCGCCACCAACGCACCAGUCCAGACGGAGACCAACCGCCACCAACGCACCAGUCCAGGCGGAGACCAACCGCCACCAACGCACCAGUCCAGACGGAGACCAACCGCCACCAACGCACCAGUCCAGACGGAGACCAACCGCCACCAACGCACCAGUCCAGACGGAGACCAACCGCCACCAACGCACCAGUCCAGACGGAGACCAACCGCCACCAACGCACCAGUCCAGGCGGAGACCAACCGCCACCAACGCACCAGUCCAGACGGAGACCAACCGCCACCAACGCACCAGUCCAGACGGAGACCAACCGCCACCAACGCACCAGUCCAGACGGAGACCAACCGCCACCAACGCACCAGUCCAGGCGGAGACCAACCGCCACCAACGCACCAGUCCAGGCGGAGACCAACCGCCACCAACGCACCAGUCCAGGCGGAGACCAACCGCCACCAACGCACCAGUCCAGACGGAGACCAACCGCCACCAACGCACCAGUCCAGACGGAGACCAACCGCCACCAACGCACCAGUCCAGACGGAGACCAACCGCCACCAACGCACCAGUCCAGACGGAGACCAACCGCCACCAACGCACCAGUCCAGACGGAGACCAACCGCCACCAACGCACCAGUCCAGGCGGAGACCAACCGCCACCAACGCACCAGUAGUAGGGAGACCAAAAACCUAGAAGGUACCAGAAAACUGGAAGCCACAACAAGCCUGGAUGCUACCACAAACCUGGAAGCUACCACAAACCUGGAAGCUACCACAAACCUGGAAGCUACCACAAACCUGGAAGCCACAACAAGCCUGGAUGCUACCACAAACCUGGAAGCUACCACAAACCUGGAUGCUACCACAAACCUGGAUGCUACUACAAAUCUGGAAGCUACCACAAACCUGGAAGCUACCACAAACCUGGAAGCUACCACAAACCUGGAAGCUAACCACAAACCUGGAAGCUAA